AUGCCGCCUAAGAAGCGCCGGAGAAAAGCGCCGACUGGCGCCCAUGUCGCUCAGCCCAAGCCUAAGGGCAAGGCCAAACCAAAGUACCACGCGCUGACUUCCACCAAUGGCAACCGGCUCACGGUCAUCUCUUACCCACCAGACCCUCCGCUCGGGCGGGCCUGGGAAUACGAGAUCGUCAAACCUCGAGUCCACAAUGCCUUUCUUGCUCUUCGAGUACCGCCCGAGAGGUUGCGACCUUUUCUUGAGAAGUACGGGCCAGGAUCUGGGCAGGGAGUCGCUGGCGCAGAGUCUGCAGACAGAGCAGAAAACUCGGAAUACUUGGAUUCAGGACACGAGGACACGCAGCAAGGGGACUCGAACGACUCACCAGACUUUGCUAGACUCGUUGAAACACCAGAGUCUUUGCGACAGGAGGCAGCGACACACCCAGACGACUCACCGGCCACACACACAGCCAGUGGUACUGUAGAAGGUACACAGCGACGCGACUCAGUUCUCGAGCCAGGAGAGAUCCGGGAGGACUCGAAUUUCUCAGCAGCUUCUAGCACCGCCAGAAGCCCUCGCAGCAAAGUCGUGAGCUUGAGAUUGCCCAAGUCGUAUUAUCGACAUACAGGACAGCCAUCCGUUGAGUCACCCGAGGCACCGGAUUUCAGUCCCAUCACACCUUUUGGAUACGAGGGUUUUACCCCAUUGGGGCAUGCUGGUGAGGGAAGUCCGUCUGACGACGUCGCUCAAGUUGGGAACGAGGUCGAAGUACCCAAGAGUCCUAUAGCAGAGGUCCACGCUGAGCCAGUUUCUCCGGCUCAAGUCGAAGUCAGCCAAGAUCGAGCUGUCCAGAUCGAGAGCGAAGUCACAAUAACAGCACCGAGUCUUGUACAAUUGACCAACGAGAAGGACGUCUUUUCUGUGCACGAAGAAGUCUCAGCAAAUACUGAAGCGGCCAGUCCUAGAAACCAAACCUUGCGGAUUGAGAACGAGUUUUCGACAUCACUUCCAGAGCUUGUGCCCGAAACCGAAGCUGAGCACCUACCGUUUGUACAAGAACAAGUAAGCCAGAAUAACCUCGAUCAGAUCGACGACGAAACAUUCACAGCAGCACCAAGUUCGAUACCAGAAACCAAAGAAGGUUACCUUCCUUCUGUACACGAAGAAGUCCCAGCGAGCGGAAGUGAAAACCAGCUUGCUCGUCCUGAGAGCGAGACAUCAGCCGCAGCGGCAGCAGCACAACAUCUUGUAGCAGACUUCGAAGUCGCGCUCGUACCAUCUGUACAAGAAGCUGCAGUCUCAGCAAAAGCCGCCGAGACAAAUCCCAAGAACCAGGUCACUCAAGUCGAGAACGAACGUUCUCAAGAUAUAGUAGCACCAGGCCUUGAGCCAGAACGCAAAACCGAGCACAUCCUUGCCGUACAAGAACGGCCCAGCCAGGAUCGGGAAGACGAACGUGUCGAAGUCGGUGUCGCUCGAGGACUGCCAGUCACUGCUCAUCAUUCAUUCGUCACUCUCGGAUUCUCCCAACGACGAUCAGAGUUCAUAAACCACUCACUGAGCCAUCCAGCAUCCGUCCCUUACUCGAGCAGUCGCACCAGGCACACACUUCCCAUCACUGCUCAUCAUUCUUACGUGACUCUCAAAUACAACAAACGCAGAGCAUCCGUCCUCGAACAAUCGCCCAAACGUCCGAAGCGUCGCGGCAGUGCCAAACCAUCAGGCACUCCCAGCCGAGGAACGCGCAACAACAGUGUCGCAACACCCACUCGGCGCAACACACGAGCUCACUCAGCCAUCCCGGACCUCCCACCACCACCAACAAUGGGCUCUGUCAAAGACCCCAACGACGUCUCAACCGUCAUCAAAGACGUCGUCGACAAUCUCUACGACGUCCAGUCCAAGACCCAUGGCUACAUUCCCGAGACUCAAGACCUCCUUGUCGAGCGCCUGACCGACCUCACCACCUCCCUCACCCAGCUCCGCGAUUUGACCAAUCGUCAAAAGACACCCAGCAACCCGAUCCACGACGUGCGAAUCCCCCCGGAAAUUGUCGACUAUGUCGAUGAAGGCCGCAAUCCCGACAUCUUUACUCGAGAUUUCGUGGAAAAUGUGCAGAGAGGCAAUGCGGUGGUAAAUGGGAAGAAGCAAGCAUUUAGAGACUUUAGUGUAAUUUUUGCGCAGAAGUUGAAAGAGGGCAUCAAAGGAGUCGAUCAGCAUGUUGAUCGAAUCAUGGAGCAAGCUGGAUUGGAAAAGGAGUUGGAAGAGGCAAUGAGGAAGACCAAUGACCAGAAAGCAGCGAACGCGAAUGGGGAUAGCAAGGUGGACGUGGUGAUGCUGGAGAAUGGACAAGGGAAGUGA
Cyphellophora attinorum is the source of this 2349-nucleotide messenger RNA. Its product is annotated as Mediator of RNA polymerase II transcription subunit 10. Gene Ontology annotation, biological process: regulation of transcription by RNA polymerase II. Lineage: Eukaryota; Fungi; Ascomycota; Eurotiomycetes; Chaetothyriales; Cyphellophoraceae. Gene Ontology annotation, cellular component: mediator complex. Bases 1 to 2349 code for a protein of 782 amino acids. The transcript has a single exon. The record is from RefSeq and is a predicted model, not a curated record. Gene Ontology annotation, molecular function: transcription coregulator activity.